Malassezia restricta is the source of this 1752-nucleotide messenger RNA. RefSeq names its product SNF1 kinase complex beta-subunit Gal83. The transcript has a single exon. Gene Ontology annotation, biological process: signal transduction. NCBI's taxonomy places the organism in Eukaryota, Fungi, Basidiomycota, Malasseziomycetes, Malasseziales, Malasseziaceae. Gene Ontology annotation, molecular function: protein kinase binding. Bases 1 to 1752 code for a protein of 583 amino acids. The record is from RefSeq and is a predicted model, not a curated record. Gene Ontology annotation, cellular component: nucleus; nucleotide-activated protein kinase complex; cytoplasm.
AUGGGAAACACGCAGUCACUCUACCAUCUCCAAGAUAGGAACCGAGAUGGUACGCGGCCUCUUACACCAUCCGAGUCCACCUCACAGACAAGUCGUGAGGCAGAGGCUGUUGUGACGACACACCAGCCGGGACACUUGUACUCUCACACACUCAGUCUCGAAGCAUGCCCUGACAUGGAGGCAAAAGCUUCUGAUCAGCGAAAUUUGGCCUACUCUACCCAUCCCAACGCGAGAGCCAUCGUAGCUGGCUCACAAUUUGCUCGCUACGGCGCCAGUGAUACAAGCUUGAACGAGCCGGCUAGUACGUCGUCAGAUGCCAGCAGCUCCGUGUCGCUCUCUGAGAUUGAUGCACCAUCGCGUGAUUCCCCUAUCGAGCGCAGCGAGAUUUUGCAACGGCGAGCGACCGGCGUGCAUCUUGAGGUCAACACGGACCACGAACCUUUGCCUUCUACACCCUCGACGCUGGACGUCAAGACACCCCGUGUCUCUGCCUCAUACUCCAUGUGCAAGACACCCCCAGGGAAUAGUGGUGACGACCGCAGCAUGAGAAUUGCACAGCGAUCUUCUGUCUUGUUUAGCGAUGAUGUUCCGUGGAAUGUAAACGAGACACCGCGCACCGGUUCUAGGGAGCCUGACAGUGAUGACGACACACAUCCUCAUGUCAAUGCUAGGCUCAGAUCACUCCCAUCAUACCUCAAAAUCCCUACGGCUAUUCCACGCUCCUUCACAAGCUCGCGCAUCGCUUUUGAUGACGCUGGUGCAGCUGCCGAUUCGAGUCGUGCGUCGAAAUUUUGGCCUCACGAUACCAAGACACCCAACAGAGAACCAGAAUCUGGCGCCAUAUCCGCGCCGCUUAUCGGUUCCACGCCGCACGACUCAAAGUCGUUGUCUGCCGAGUUCCAAGGCCUUGGUCUAAGCGCAGCGGCUGUACCUGAUGGCAAGCAAGACGCCGUUUCUUCUGCCACGCACCCAACUCCCAAUGUCCCUCUCACGCCCGUUAAUUUGAUUUGGCGUGGCCGCGGAAAACGCGUCUAUGUAACCGGCACAUUUGCUGACGAAUGGCAAAGCAAAAUUCCUCUCCGCCAACUGCGCCCGCAAACACCAUUUUUGGGCACAGUCUACCUCCCGCCAGGCACGCAUCGGCUCAAGUUUAUUGUGGACGACCGCUGGCGCGUGUCUCCAGACAUGGAUACGGCCACAGAUGGCGAUGGUACCCUCGUGAACUAUGUCGAGAUACCUAACCUCCAAGAUCAUUCCCGCACGUCCAUGACACGUAUGAAUGCCAAGCGUGAUGACACAUGGAAGCGAGCGAUGCACGAGCUCAAAACCGCUCAUUUGUCGCCUCGUGGCGAGUGGGAAGAGCUGAGUGACGAAUUGCCUGGUCUUUCUGAAACGAUAUGGACGAGUCAUGUGCCGUCCUCCGUGGAAUUGGCCCAAGAAGCCGAAGAACACAUGCUGGAGCAGGCUGACCAUGUCUCGGAGAACGAAUCGUCGCUGCUUCCACGGCCACCACAACUACCCCGACAACUCGAAAAAGUUAUCCUUAACGCUGGUAUAUCCAGUAAACAUGAACCUAUUCAUGCCAAGGCAGCUCUUGUGGACGAUAAUAGUGUGCUGCCUGCGCCAAAUCACGCUGUGCUAAAUCACCUGGCUACAGGCGCUAUCAAAAAUGGUGUACUGGCUAUGGGUACAGUGUCCCGCUACAAACACAAAUACGUAACUACGGUACUGUACCGUCCCGUGCAUAUGUAA